Sporothrix schenckii 1099-18 is the source of this 378-nucleotide messenger RNA. RefSeq lists its product as uncharacterized. The record is from RefSeq and is a predicted model, not a curated record. The transcript has a single exon. Bases 1 to 378 code for a protein of 125 amino acids. Lineage: Eukaryota; Fungi; Ascomycota; Sordariomycetes; Ophiostomatales; Ophiostomataceae.
AUGACCAACUGGACUGGUUUUCAGAAGGAACAGAAAGGACAAGCCUCUAGGGGAAAAGAGCAGGGCUGCGCCUGCCAAAUUGCGAACACUCAGUCCCAAGAGAGGAGAAAAAAGGCCUAUGAGGCAGGAGCAAACGACGAACAGAAAGUUGACAAGGGGAUGGAAGGGAAGCAAGUGCGGAGGCCAAGACUGGUUCGGCCAAUGGGAUACUCCUGUAAGCGAGAUCGAUCCACUUCCUCGCCGUCUUCGCAGUGCCCAGCGCGUCCCACGGUGUUUGACAGGUCGAGGCCAGGCCCGGCCAAGGCACCGCGCCUGAGCCCAGACCCCAUCCGAUGUUUCUUGCCACCAAGAAGCCCUAAAGCCGCUGAAGCCCACUGA